Fusarium oxysporum Fo47 is the source of this 1104-nucleotide messenger RNA. Its product is annotated as bZIP transcription factor. Lineage: Eukaryota; Fungi; Ascomycota; Sordariomycetes; Hypocreales; Nectriaceae. Gene Ontology annotation, biological process: regulation of DNA-templated transcription. The transcript has 4 exons. Gene Ontology annotation, molecular function: DNA-binding transcription factor activity. The record is from RefSeq and is a predicted model, not a curated record. The coding region runs from base 1 to 1104 and encodes 367 amino acids.
AUGUCGGUUCUUGGAUCACAGUCAGGUCUUUCCGAACAAACGUUAUCGGAUGCAGAUGACAGCAAUGUCCCAAUGCAGCUUCUGACGGAGACUAUAGAUAGACGAAAAGCACAGAACCGCAUCGCCCAAAGAAAGCAUAGACAAAAGCUCAAGAAACGUAUCGAGGAACUGGAGUUGCAACUGGAGUACGCGAAUUUCAACUACAGACCAAUCGUUCAAAAAACAACACCUCACCCUAUAGCAAUGGCUGUACCGUCGUAUUCGAAUUCAACGGAGGAAAACAUAUUACCCCAUCUUGACCACAUCGAGAAUCUCUUUACAAAGUCUAACGGUCAGUUGGGAAGCUUUUGGAAUGCCCAAGAACAUAGCUCGUUGUCUGAGGUCUCGCCUCCACUUGGUUACAUCACAACGCCUUUACCCGCCGCAGCCAUCUCACCAUUGCAAAUUCGGAACCUGACAGGCGAUAAUGAGUUGCAUACCUUGGCUCAGGAUAGUUCCGUUAACAGAGGUUUCACCUACACCUCAGCUCGCCGUGGUAUAGAACCACCGACAUCUUCUCUCUUGAUGACACCGACUACCGAAAUUAACGAGAUUCUCGCGGUACCUGAUGUGAGUCGCAGGUCUUCAUCGCACCCGAUGAGUGACGCGGCAGAACUUGAUGACCCAGCUACUCCUCCUUGCUCAUGGAACAUGGAGCGCAAAAUCGCCUACAUUGUCGAAUGCGCUAAGACGCUCGGGUUUCGCGACUUCGACUCAGUCGUAGCGACCUAUUACACCAGGUCAUUUGAAGUCAUGUCCCGAGCUCAUGAUAUGCAGAGAGUUAGCAGGAUUCGUGGCCUCGGUUCUGUCCUUCGGACCAUUGAUGCCAGCGCCGAGGCCUGGCCACAUCACGAGAGCCAAAUCUAUCAAGCCGAGAUCUUUAAAGCCGCCGAGCACCUUUACAGGGCUGAGUUUCAGAGAGCCAUUGACAGCGGAGCGCUGAUGGUUCUAGAAGAGCGUCAGCGGCUGAAGGAGGAUGAAAUGAAUAGGCCAGCGGUUAAGCUUACGUCUCAUAAGAGUGAACUCUUGUCACAGAAAGACGUAGCUGCCGACCAAAGGAUAUAA